Messenger RNA from Fusarium coffeatum, 678 nucleotides. RefSeq lists its product as uncharacterized. Gene Ontology annotation, biological process: transmembrane transport. Gene Ontology annotation, molecular function: myo-inositol:proton symporter activity. Gene Ontology annotation, cellular component: membrane. Lineage: Eukaryota; Fungi; Ascomycota; Sordariomycetes; Hypocreales; Nectriaceae. The transcript has 2 exons. The coding region runs from base 1 to 678 and encodes 225 amino acids. The record is from RefSeq and is a predicted model, not a curated record.
AUGUCUGACUUCAAAGCCAUGAUAGGCUCUUUUGGCUUCGGCCUGGUGAAUUGGCUAUUCUCUUUCCCUGCGUUCUGGACCAUCGACACUUUCGGUCGCCGAAGUCUACUCCUUUUCACGUUUCCCCAAAUGACUUGGACACUCCUUGCUGCUGGCCUCUGUACUCUUAUUUCGAAAGACACAGGAGAUCUUCGUACUGCUCUCAUAUGUCUUUUUGUAUUCCUCUUUGGCGCCUUCUACUCUCCUGGCGCGGGCCCCGUUCCAUUCACAUACGCCGCCGAAGUCUUUCCCCUUUCCCACCGAGAGACAGGUAUGGGCUUUGCCGUGGCCACUUGUUUCUUCUGGGCCACUGUCCUUGGCAUAUCAUUCCCCUUUGUCCUUGAGCAACUUCAGACCGUUGGUGCCUUUGGUCUAUAUGCAGUGUUCAAUCUGAUCGCUUUCAUCAUGAUCUUCUUCUGGGUUCCUGAGACGAAACAGCGGACUCUCGAAGAGCUUGAUUGGGUAUUUGCUGUGACUACAGGGAAAUUUGCUUCACAUCAGCUUCGUGUUGCGCUUCCGUAUUGGUUCAAGCGGUCGGUGCUUUUGAAGAAGGAUACUACUAACAAGCCUCUUUAUGAGUUUGAGAUUGUUGAUGGCACUGGUACCUGCGAAGCUAAGGGUGCGAGCGAAAGAGCAUAG